Penicillium salamii is the source of this 918-nucleotide messenger RNA. Lineage: Eukaryota; Fungi; Ascomycota; Eurotiomycetes; Eurotiales; Aspergillaceae. The record is from the annotation of a GenBank genome assembly.
AUGGGCUGGUUCUCGGGAAAUAGUCAGAAUGAUCCUGUCCAGAAGCUCGAUCCAGGGCUUCGGGACUAUCUCGAGCAGGAAAAACCCGAUAAAUAUGUCCCCGGUCCCAAUGUGAAGCCGCCGUCGACCCCCGAACAAUCGCCCGAGCCUUCUGAUCCCUCAAAACCCAAAGUUCCGUCAGCAUCGCUGUAUCAGGAUGGCCGCUAUGCCGAUUUAUGGAAAACCUACAAGCCGCCUACGGUGGAUGACGGAGAGCAAGUCGGAAUCCGCGGGGCCUCACGAGUGAUCGAAAAACACAAGGAGCACGGAGACACCGUGCAACGAGCAGCAAUGGAGAAUUGUGCUCUUGAGCAUGAAGCCUUGACCUACUGCUUCCAGACUGGCAACUGGCGCAAACAAAUAGAGGCUCGGUUGACCCUGUGCUCUGCUGAGAACAGCACCUUCUCCCGAUGUUUUAUGACCCAGACCAAAUUCCUCCAAGCCCUCGGCUAUGCAGCUAGCUUCGAGCAAGACGCCGAAAAGGAGGAGCGCAUUCAGCUGCAUGCCGAUAAGCUCUACCACCAGAUGCUCGACUACGAGAAACGAAUUGAAGAAGCCAAGUCUGCCGGCAUUGAGCCGCCACCUCUUGCGUCGCUUUUCCACCCCGAGAAGCAAUCAAAUGUUCAACAAAGCCAAGGGAUUGAGAUUCCGGGAGGAGAAGCCAUUCCAGCGGGCUUCAAGCCAUCCAAGCCCCUGCAAAAGCUCACACCCCACGAACGGGAAUUGGAGAUCAGGGCCCACAAUGCACAACUCGAGCAACAGAGGUUAUAUGUGGAGGAAGCUACGCCGUUCAUGAAAUCCCAGGAUGAUGCUCGACAAAAGCGACAAGAGAAGGCUGUCAGCUGGUUUGGCGAGACCCUUGGAAAAUGGAUGUCUUAG